GCGCCCCGCGCCGCCCCCCGGCGCCGCGGAGCUUGAGGCGGAGCGGGAGAGGAUCCGGCGGGAGAUCGAGGAGCUGGAGCGCAGCCUGCAGCCCGCCGGGGCCGGCGCCGGGCUGGACGUGUCGGAUUGCAGCCUCGGCUCCGGUACGGGCCUCCGGGCUCUCCGGGCCCGCCGUGCCCGCUGGCGUCCAUGCGAGGUGCCGCCUGCCCGGGCUCCUCAGCCGGUCCCAGCGGAGGGGAGCCCGCUGGCGUCGCCGCUCCGAUCGUUUCCGUAACGAAACCCGGGGAAAAAAAGCACGAGGGAGGCUCGGAGAACUGCCCCGGCCCCUCCCGGAGGCGUUUAGGCAUCGCAGGCGGGGGCCGAGCUGCCUUGGGAAACGGAACCUCCCACCAGACACUGGCACGGUUAUAUCGGCCGUUUCCAUGCUCUCUGAACGGACCACGUGAACUCCACUGCACCAUUCCAUUGCUCAGCCUGGCUGUGCUUCCUAAAAUCGUUCUUUCAAAGCAAUAAAGGGGGCGAAUUAAAAGCUCUGGUAUCAGUACCUCUGGUGGCUGUCACUAAUCCUUCGCCUCAGUUUUGAUCGUGCCACUCCAAAGAUCACAUGUCAGAACUCCAUAGCCGCGCUGAAGGCAAAACCAAUACUGCUGAAGGCUGGCGGAAGGUUGCUAGGUGGUUACAGAAUAUGGGGUUUGUUGGGUGGGAACACUCGCUUGUCUGCACAUUCUGAGGCCUUUAUUUUACCAUGAUGCACAGGACCAAGAUGCAGCUUGAUUGCUGCUAUAGCCAGCAGAAGCUGCUAUUUUGCAUACUCUAGAACGACAAAAAAAAGUACACAUGUGGUGUAUAACUAAACAUUUUUACUUGAGGGUGUUGGCAAUACCUGAAAACCCUAAUGCUCAUAUGCUGAAGAUGACGACUCAGAUUCUCAGGAAGAAAUGGAAGUGGAAAAAGAAGAGGACAGUAGUGAUGAUGAUACUGAAAACAGCCUGCCGGAAGACCCAGAAACGUGUCUGCAGAUGAACCACGUGUACCAGGAAGUUAUCCAGGAAAAGAUUGAAGAAGUUGAGCUUCUGAUUGCACAAAACAAAGAACAGCAGAAAGAAAUCAUGUGCGAACUUGACGGCACAAAAACAGCAAAAGCAGCAGAUGGUAGAAAUUUACCAGCAAAUAUAUUUUUGGGCCAUUUUAUGAAGCCGUACUUUAAGGAUAAAACAACAGGAAUUGGCCCUCCUUCCAAUGAAGAUGCCAAGGAAAAGGCAGCUCAGGGCAUAAAAUCCUUUGAACAACUGCUUUCAACAAAAUGGAAAAGCAGAGAGAAGAUACUAUUGCAGAAAUCAGUCGUAAGUGACCGCUUGCAGCGCCUGCUUCAGCCAAAGCUACUGAAGUUGAAUUACUGGAAUCAGAAACUGGAAAAAGUCAAGACUGAAAUGGAGAAACAAAUCUUGGAAAAGCAAAUCAAAGAAGUGGAACGAGAAAUAGAGGCAAUUAACCAACUUCCAGAAAGUGACUUGUUAGGAGACAGAUUUGACGAGCAUGACUGGGAGAAAAUUUCAAACAUCCAUUUUGAUGGACAACGUAGUUCAGAAGAACUGAGGAAGUUUUGGCAGAACUAUGAACAUCCAAGCAUCAACAAAAAGGAAUGGACAGAGGAGGAAACAGAGAGGCUGAAGAAGAUAGCUGCUGAACAUGGUUAUUUGGACUGGCAGACCAUAGCCCAGGAGUUGGGGACAAACAGGACAGCUUUCCAGUGCUUGCAGAAGUAUCAAGCCUAUAACAAAGACUUGAAAAGGAAAGAAUGGACCAGAGAUGAAGAUCUGAUGCUUUUAGAGCUUGUUCAAGAGAUGAGAGUAGGAAGUCAUAUCCCAUACAAGAAAAUUGCUUAUUACAUGGAAGGAAGAGAUUCUGCCCAGCUGAUUUACCGAUGGACCAAGAGUGUGGACCCCAGUUUGAAGAAAGGACCUUGGACGCCAGAGGAAGAUUCUAUGCUGUUGGCUGCAGUUAAGAAGUAUGGAGAGCGUGACUGGUACAAAAUUCGGACAGAAGUACCAGGCAGGAGCGAUGCUCAGUGCAGAGAUCGGUACUUAAAAGCAUUGCACUGUGAUGUAAAGAAAGGCAGGUGGAGUUUAGAGGAAGAGGAACAGCUAAUUGAUCUGGUGCAAAAGCAUGGCCUGGGUCACUGGAGUAAAAUCGCUUCCGAGUUGCCUCACCGGACCGGCUCCCAGUGCCUAAGCAAGUGGAAACUCAUGAUUGGGUCUAAGAAGAAAAAAUCAAGGCCAGCGAAACGGCGACAUGUAGAAGAGAGUACCAGCUGUUCAGAGAGUAGCAGCGAAGAUGUAGAACUGGACUUAGCGGACAGUUCAGAAGAGGAGAUGACGAGUAAGGAGGAGUGUGCAUUUCCCAGCAUCGAUUUGUGGAUUCCAACACAGACAAGUACACAGGAGUCAAACAAAGGAAGAUACCAAACUUCAUCCCUUUUCUCUUCUGUGAGUGCUAAUGCAAAGACCAGUAACAGUGAAGUUCCACGUGCACCCUGUGAUGGAGGCAAGGACGGAGUUGCUGAUAAAUCCGCAGAACUGAACACCAUCCUGAGGGGCAUUGCACGCCCACAUUCAACAGACAUCACCGUGAAGAAUCCAGUAGAAGUAAUUAACAAGGCUUCCAGGUGUGGAAAGCAAGUGCUACGGGUUACCCUGGAAGAUGUGAGAAGAGUAUUAAGAAAUAACACGUGCUUUCAAAGGAAACUCCAAUCAGAGAUGGUAAAACCUAUUUCCACUGGUUUAACAAAAAUGUCUGGAGCUGCUACAUCUGCCGAUCAGAAGCUUCAGGGGCUGCAGAACACCAUGGAGAAAAGUUAUCGUCAAAAGAGAGAGCGUUUGAGAAGAAUAAACCUUGACAGAAAGCUUCUGAUGGCAGUGACACCUUGGGUGGGCAAUGUGCUACUGCCUUGCACGUUGCAAACUGGGAAGAUGGCUUUUCAUCAGACGAAAGCUUAUGCCAUUCAAGAGAAGAUGAAGUCAGUCAGUCUCUCGAGCACUCCCCUGUUCACGCUUUUCAUUCAGCUCUUUCAGAUUGAUACCAAUGGUUGCAUGAAAGUUAUUCGGGAGGGAAGACUAAAGCAGUCAGAGCUUAAGGCUAACGCAAUAGGGCCUCAGCAGGCUUCCCAAAAUGUGGAGACUUCUUCAGGCAAUUCGUCGCAACCUUGCACUCAGAGGAACUCCCAAAGGGGCAUACCAAGGAACGCUGUCAGAAGACCUGUUGCCCUGAAAGCAAGGGAGACUUCUGUUGCUGGCCUUGAGAGCAGCACUCCUGCUCUCGCCAUGCAGGCGGCUCUUCCGGCCCAAGCACAAAGGCAGAAGCCUAAAACUGUCUCAGAACUGCUGAAAGAAAAGCGGCUAAGGGAAUCCCAGGCCAAGAAAGCUGCGCAGAGAACAGUAUUUAUUGCCCCACAGAUGUUGGUUCCAGGGCCUUUGAUAAUCCAGCACCCACCACAGCAAAUCAUUCCUUCUGCGCAGGCAGGGAGCAAACCUGGAGCAGUUGGUUGUACAAACAGCGACGUGCGGUGUGCACCAGCUCCACUGCCAGCUUUUACUUCUGUUGCAGGUUCAACUUCUACCACCACUGUGGUUGAAAACCAUUCCUCAUCAGUGCCCAGAACUGGGGAGGGCUCUGGUUCCUCAGCAGGACCAAAAGUACAAUCCGGUAAGGAACUAAAUGAGCAAGCUCCUCAAAGUAGCACUGAAGGAGGUGGUUUUCCAGGCCUGAAUCCAACUGGAGCAGAGCAGGCCUCAAAUCAAGGAGGGUGCAAUGGUCAGAUCCUAGCUGGUAGCUCAGUGCCAGUAGUGCUGCAAAAUCAAGCUUUUGUGCCUCGUCAAAUUGCAGUGGUGCCUGUUGGCGUAGAGUCUGGCACCAACAAACUGUCUCUUUCCACACCACUUACCUGUGACCCGAACAGUAACGGACCACAGCAGAGGCCGGUCAAUUUAUUGCCGGCUCUUGUAGCUCCACAAGCCGGCUCCCGUUUGGUUCCCAGCAGCGUGCUGCCUUUCACGUGGGUUGUAACACCACAGGCGUUGCUCCCCACCGCUGUGCAAGCUGUGGUGGGUGUUCCCCAAGGACUGCCAGCUGCUGCUGUGAAAAGUCAAAGCCAGGCAAGCGUGACAUCUGAUGGCAGUGCUUUAGGAGUGGCUCCUGUACCAGCUGGAGCAAAUACGCCUCACGCUGCUAGCGCAGAGACGAAAGCACCAAGUUCCCAGUUAGCCGAAGGGGUACCACUGGGAAAGACAACCGUUGUGAACCAUUCUGCAAGUCUCUUACCUGUGACCUCAGCCAAUCCUGGAUGCAACACGCCCGCUGUUUCUUCUGCUGCUGUUCCCUCCAAGGCUUCCGACUCCUCUGCAGCUCAGCAUUCUCUUCCAGCUGAUGCACCAACCCUGCAUGCUGUGCCGCUGCCCCAAACACAGCUACCUGCAAGUACUCCAGGGUCUGACUCCCACUGUGCAGCAAGUCCCGUUAGCUCGGGGAAGAACCAGGACUCUGCUACAACAAACGCAUCAUCUUCCAACCCAGGUGUCGUUACAGAAGGGGUUGUGCUCCAGCCGAGAGACCCAGUUCCUCCUAACAAUGUCCCAAAGAGCUCUGAGGGCUUUGCUGCCCAGGUGUUGAAAACCAGACCUAUCGCCUCCAAACCACCCGCUACACAGCCUGCUGGGGGUCCACCCCAGCCAACCACUUCUAGUGCAGGAAAGGCUCUGCUUGACUUCAGCCUGAUUUCCCUCGAGGAUGAGGAGCUAGUGAAAGAAUGGCUGAGCGGGGAGCAAGGUGUCCAGGUGCCGCCACUGCAAACCAGGUUGCCCUAUUUCCCACCUUUCUUGUGCAACUUAAAAACCCUCUCGAGGCUGCUUCUGCAGAAGGCGGCUCUGGAAAAGCAAGCAGCGUGUCUUCUGCCUUCUGAUGCCGGUGGGGGUGAGGGCGCUGGGGUUGAUCUGCGUGCCAUCACAGAACUGGUGCAUCAGAAACUGGGCGAUGACCCUGCUUUUCUCCUCCUGAAAGCCAGAUUCCUGGCAGCCUUUACGCUCCCUGCUGUACUCGCAACUCUGUCUCCUCCAAAAGUGGCAACAACUCUGUCAGCCAGCAGGAAGCAAUACGACGAGAGUGAUGAAGAGGAGUGGCAGAGUGAGAACGAAGUGUCUGAGGAAGAGAGUUCUGGGAGUGAAUUAACAGGUGUACAGUCGGACGGGACAGUUGGUGAGGAGCCGGGAGAUGAAGAUGCUGAUUUUCCAAAUGAGGGCAUGGGAGCUGAAGAGAUUGCUGCACAAUCCGUCUCGGGCUCCUACAUGGAUGUGACUGAUGCCAACGCUCCUCAAAUCAGGAGAAGUUCCCGCCUCAGGAAAAGGAGAAGGACGUGAGAAGGAAACGGGAGUCACUUGACUGAGGUCUGCCUUGCUCCAUGGCAGUGGGAGAUACUCUUUGCACUGUUCACUUUGAAUGCUUCCAACAAACUGCCCAGACAGACCUGGGGAAGAGAGGAAAAUGGCUGGAGUGGUUUCCUCAUCGCCUAACCGAGUCUGCUCGUUUAGACAAGAUGCAAAUAAUGAAGCCAAAUUGCUGGAGGGAAGGCUUUGAGGCACAGAGCGAUUCUGUUCUCUUCCAAACUAGCACCUGCCAUAAAUACUGGGGGGGGGGGGGUUGCUGGAGACCUGGGGAAGCCAGCAAGGAUGGUUAUUUAUUUCUUUUUUGUGUUAGCCCCUAUUUAUGUGAAUGUUUAUCUGUAUUCAGAGUAUGUGAUUCAUUAGGUGUUUAUUUUAGUGCUGUGACAGUGUUGUUGGACAGCUGACUGAAUACUGCUGAAUAAGCAGCAGAUUAAUUUUGUACCAAAUGAGCCUCGAGUAUUUGUUGAAAUACAGAUGUUUUAUUUUUCUCAC
Molecule: messenger RNA, 5924 nt
Organism: Cygnus olor (mute swan)
Lineage: Eukaryota; Metazoa; Chordata; Aves; Anseriformes; Anatidae
Gene: SNAPC4
Product: small nuclear RNA activating complex polypeptide 4
Exons: 23
Coding region: 939-5408 (1489 amino acids)
Source: RefSeq, a predicted model, not a curated record